AUGGCGACCCCCUCUGCGGCCCAGAAUUUGGGUUCAGACAUCUUCUUCAAUACAUCUGUGCCUACCCUUAAGCUUGAUGUUGAAGACUCCAUUUAUCACAAUGAUGAAUCAACCAAAGGUUCAAAUAUGGAACAGCUUCGAUGGCCUAGAAUCCGAACUAUCUGGCAGGAUGGUUUUUCCGAGUUCUUUGGAACAAUGAUUCUCGUUUUAUUCGGCUUGGGCGCCACCGCACAGAGCGCCCUUACCAAAGGCGCAAAGGGCGACUAUCAGAGCAUUCUAUGGGGAUGGGGGCAAAUGUAUAGAACUGGUGUUAUGCUCGGGUCAUACGUCAGCGGCAAGUCUGGCGGCCAUAUCAACCCGGCCGUUACCCUAGCAAGCUGUGUCUAUCGUGGCCACCCUUGGCGAAAAUUCCCCAUCUACGCCCUGGCCCAAACACUUGGUGGUAUAGUGGCCGCUGCCAUCGUAUAUGGGAACUACCGCGUUGCUAUUGAUGAAUUCGAGGGUGGCGUUGGCGUUCGCACCGUCUCUGGCCCUAAUGCUACUGCCGACCUAUUUGCCACGUACCCCGCUGCUGCUUUUAUAUCACGUACCAGCAUGUUCUUUGAUGAAUUCCUUGCUAGUUCAAUUCUCCAGUUUAUUAUUUUUGCAUUGUCUGAUGAAUUUAAUAAUUUUGGUGCUGGCCCCCUCAAGCCCCUGGGCCUCUUCUUUCUUGUUCACGGCAUUGGUGCUGGCUUUGGCUGGCAGACUGGUUAUGCGAUUAACCUCGCCCGUGACUUUGGCCCUCGACUGGUCACGUACAUGGCUGGUUAUGGCCCUGAAGUCUUUUCAGCCGGCGGCUAUUACUUCUGGUUGCCCCCUUCUUGGGCUGUCUAA
Molecule: messenger RNA, 873 nt
Organism: Metarhizium brunneum ARSEF 3297
Lineage: Eukaryota; Fungi; Ascomycota; Sordariomycetes; Hypocreales; Clavicipitaceae
Source: RefSeq, a predicted model, not a curated record